Schistosoma guineensis is the source of this 872-nucleotide messenger RNA. NCBI's taxonomy places the organism in Eukaryota, Metazoa, Platyhelminthes, Trematoda, Strigeidida, Schistosomatidae. The record is from the annotation of a GenBank genome assembly.
CACGGAUAAAUUUAUUUCCAUGCUUGUGUAGCUAAACUUAUUUCUCGGAACUUUAUUCUCAUACAUCUCCAAGUAUUUUAAAGUGGUUAGAGAAUGAAAAGUGGCUUGGAAUAUUUUGCAAUCUUUUUGUACAUUAUGGUGAAUAUUCUGAAUAAACACCAAUAUCAAGCAGUGCGUUGUUACGAAUGUGACUAUUGUCCGAUAGUAACGAGUGAAUCAAUAUCAACAGACAACAAUUGUACAUCUUGCGUGAUGGGUGGUAGUGGUUUUGGAAUUCACAGAACAUGUAUAUUUGGUGCUUCGAUACCCAUUAACUUCCCAAACGAAAAUCGAGAGACUUGUUCCACUGAAUUGUGUAAUGGGAAAACAGUUGAUAACACUGCACAACGUCCACCAGGGCCUAUAGCAAAACCAAUCAGUUGCUACACUUGUUUGAACUGUACAAAAACUAACCAAAAGGUUAUGAGCGGUUGUGGUGGAUGUGUGACAACUCAUGGUUCUGGGGUUACUAGUAAAUUUUGUGGACCUACAUGUGAUCAAUUGAAAUAUGCGUAUACAGUCGGUUGUUGCUCAACAGAUAAAUGUAAUGGAAUGACAAAAUUAUCUAUUCAUCGUCAUGUUAUUGUUGUUCUGUUUGUUUGCAUGGGAAUCAGUAAAUACAUUCUCUGAAUGACUAAGUCCAUAAUCUUCACUGAUUUAUGUAAUUGCUUCAAAUUUAUAUAUAUUUUGGUCAUUUUAAUUGAAAUGUAUUGAUUAUUAAACACCUUAACUUCUUGCAUAUACAUUCACACCACUAAUUCAUUGCUUUUUGAAAUAGUUCACUAUGUACUACAUUUAUCGUAAUAUUUGUAAUAAAUUUCUAUUUUGAACGU